AUGUAUGGAAACCAAAUCGGUGACUCCAUUCCUCAACCAAUAGGAUUGCUCAGCUCUCUCAAUGAGCUCAGCUUGUCUACUAACAAUCUCACGAGUUCAAUCCCUUCUUCAAUUGGAAACUUGGGCAACUUAACCAUUUUGUACCUUUAUGACAACCAACUUUCUGGAUCAAUCCCUCAAGAAAUUGGGAUGCUGUGGUCUCUCAUUGAACUCGCACUCUCAAUGAACAAUCUCACUGGUUCAAUCCCUUCUUCAAUUGGAAACUUGGGCAACUUGGCCGCUCUGUACCUUUUUGAGAACCAAUUUUCCGGAUCAACCCCUCACGGAAUUGGGAUGCUGAGGUCUCUCGUUGAUCUCUAUCUCUCAAUGAACAACCUCAUGGGUUCAAUCCCUGUAUCUCUAGGAAACUUGACAAAGUUGAAUGCAUUAGACUUAAGUCUAAAUUCAUUAUCAGGCUCCAUUCCUUCAGAGAUAGGAAAUUUAAAACAACUCGGUUAUUUGUCAUUCAUUGAUAACCAACUCACUGGCUCUAUUCCUCCAAGAUUGAACAAUCUUACACAUUUGAAAUGGUUUCGGAUAGGUUACGACAAGCUCGUUGGUCAUUUACCAGAAAACCUAUGCUUUAGUGGAUUACUUACAGAAUUAGUUGCACCUGACAACAAUCUCACAGGUCCCAUCCCAAAAAGCUUGAAAAAUUGCUCUAGCUCAUACAAAGUUAGGCUUGACGGAAACCAACUUUCGGGAAAUAUAUCAGAAGAUUUUGGCAUAUACCCAAGCUUGGUUUACAUUGAUUUGAGUCAUAACAAUUUUUAUGGUGAGCUAUCUAAAAACUGGGGAAAAUGCCACAAUUUAACUGAUCUCAGAAUGUCUAACAAUAAAAUUUAUGGCAAUAUUCCUCCAGAAUUCAGUAAGUUUUCAAAUUUAGAGAACCUUAAUUUGGCAGCAAAUGAUCUAAGUGGCUCAAUCCCUAGAGCACUAGGAGAGUGCAAGAAACUUUGGAACUUGAAUUUGAGCAAUAAUAGAUUUGGGGAAAGGAUUCCUAUUGAAAUAGGCCAUAUCAACACUCUUCAAAGUCUUGAUCGUGGUAAUAACUUGCUAAUUGGUAAGAUACCAUAA
Molecule: messenger RNA, 1116 nt
Organism: Camellia sinensis
Lineage: Eukaryota; Viridiplantae; Streptophyta; Magnoliopsida; Ericales; Theaceae
Source: RefSeq, a predicted model, not a curated record